This is a messenger RNA of Arvicanthis niloticus (Nile rat), 3744 nucleotides long. It is a transcript of the gene Dmtf1, whose product is annotated as cyclin D binding myb like transcription factor 1. Gene Ontology annotation, biological process: regulation of transcription by RNA polymerase II. The record is from RefSeq and is a predicted model, not a curated record. Lineage: Eukaryota; Metazoa; Chordata; Mammalia; Rodentia; Muridae. Gene Ontology annotation, molecular function: RNA polymerase II cis-regulatory region sequence-specific DNA binding; DNA-binding transcription factor activity, RNA polymerase II-specific. Gene Ontology annotation, cellular component: nucleus.
GAGGGCGGGGGCGGGGCGCGGCCGCGGCUCCGUUUCCGGUGGCUGGUUGCGCUCGCUCACCCCAGCUGCAGCCACUCUCUCCCGUGGCUGCUUCCUCCAUCCUGGUAUUUUUUGGAGCCUCCAUCCUGGUUCUUCCAAAGUGCCCGGACCCAAAACAGGAAAGUAUUGCAGAUGCACAGGCAUGGAGGAGAAACAAUCUGGAUAACCUGAGUGAUGCUGCUGCCAAAGCACAGAGGCGUGGUUCUAUGGGAAGGGCUGUAGCUAAUCCAUUCGUGGUCUAGAUUUGAGUAUGAGCACAGUGGAAGAGGAUUCUGACACAGUAACAGUAGAAACUGUGAACUCUGUGACGCUUACUCAGGACACAGACGGGAACCUCAUUCUGCAUUGCCCUCAGAAUGACCCUGAUGAAAUAGACUCAGAAGACAGUACUGAACCUCCACAUAAGAGGUUGUGUUUGUCCUCUGAGGAUGAUCAGAGCAUCGAUGACUCUACACCAUGCAUAUCGGUUGUGGCACUCCCACUUUCAGAAAAUGAUCAGAGCUUUGAGGUGACCAUGACGGCAACUACAGAGGUGGCAGAUGAUGAACUUUCUGAGGGAACUGUGACACAAAUUCAGAUUUUACAGAAUGAUCAACUAGAUGAAAUAUCUCCAUUGGGUACUGAGGAAGUUUCAGCAGUUAGCCAAGCAUGGUUUACAACUAAAGAAGAUAAGGAUUCUCUCACUAACAAAGGACAUAAAUGGAAGCAGGGGAUGUGGUCCAAGGAAGAAAUUGAUAUUUUAAUGAACAACAUCGAGCGCUAUCUGAAGGCUCGCGGAAUAAAAGAUGCUACAGAAAUCAUCUUUGAGAUGUCAAAAGACGAAAGAAAAGAUUUCUACAGGACUAUAGCGUGGGGGCUGAACCGGCCUUUGUUUGCAGUUUAUAGAAGAGUCCUGCGCAUGUAUGAUGACAGGAACCAUGUGGGAAAAUACACUCCUGAAGAAAUUGAGAAGCUCAAAGAGCUCCGGAUAAAGCAUGGCAAUGACUGGGCAACAAUAGGGGCGGCCCUAGGAAGGAGUGCCUCUUCCGUCAAGGACCGCUGCCGGCUGAUGAAGGAUACCUGCAACACAGGGAAAUGGACAGAAGAAGAAGAAAAGAGACUUGCAGAGGUAGUUCAUGAAUUAACAAGCACGGAGCCGGGGGAUAUCGUCACACAGGGUGUGUCUUGGGCAGCUGUAGCUGAAAGAGUGGGUACCCGCUCAGAAAAGCAAUGCCGUUCUAAAUGGCUCAACUACCUGAACUGGAAACAGAGUGGAGGUACUGAAUGGACCAAGGAAGAUGAAAUCAAUCUCAUCCUAAGGAUAGCUGAGCUUGACGUAGCCGAUGAAAAUGACAUAAACUGGGAUCUUUUAGCUGAGGGAUGGAGCAGUGUCCGUUCACCACAGUGGCUUCGAAGUAAAUGGUGGACCAUCAAAAGGCAAAUUGCAAACCAUAAGGAUGUUUCGUUUCCUGUCUUAAUAAAAGGUCUUAAACAGUUACAUGAGAACCAAAAAAACAACCCAGUGCUUUUGGAGAAUAAAUCAGGAUCUGGAGUUCCAAACAGUAAUUGCAAUUCCAGUGUACAGCAUGUUCAGAUCAGAGUCGCCCGCUUGGAAGAUAAUACAGCCAUCUCUCCAAGCCCCAUGGCAGCGUUGCAGAUUCCAGUCCAGAUCACCCACGUCUCUUCAACAGACUCCCCUGCUGCUUCUGUUGACUCAGAAACAAUAACACUAAACAGUGGAACACUACAAACAUUUGAGAUUCUUCCAUCUUUCCAUUUACAGCCCACUGGUACUCCAGGCACCUACCUUCUUCAAACAAGCUCGAGUCAAGGCCUUCCCCUAACCCUGACCACAAGCCCCACAGUAACCCUGGCAGCGGCUGCUCCUGCUUCUCCUGAGCAGAUCAUUGUUCAUGCUUUAUCUCCAGAACACCUGUUGAACACAAGCGACAAUGUCACAGUUCAGUGUCACACACCAAGAGUCAUCAUUCAAACGGUUGCUACAGAGGACAUCACUUCUUCACUAUCCCAAGCAGAACUGACAGUUGACAGUGAUCUUCAUUCAUCUGAUUUUCCUGAGCCUCCAGACGCACUAGAAGCAGACACGUUCCCAGAUGAAAUUCCUCAGCCUAAGAUGGCUAUACAACCAUCAUUUAAUAAUGUUCACGUGUCUAAAUUCAGCGACCAAAAUAGCACAGAACUGAUGAAUAGUGUCAUGGUCAGAACAGAGGAAGAAAUCGCCAACACUGACCUUAAGCAGGAAGAACCGCCUUCUGACUUAGCCAGUGCUUAUGUUACUGAGGAUUUAGAGUCUCCCAGUAUAGUACACCAAGUUCAUCAGACAAUUGAUGAUGAAACAAUACUUAUUGUUCCUUCACCACAUGGCUUUAUCCAGGCAUCUGAUGUUAUAGAUACUGAAUCUGUCUUGCCUUUGACAACACUAACAGAUCCUAUACUCCAGCACCAUCAGGAAGAAUCGAAUAUAAUCGGGUCAUCUUUGGGCAGCCCUGUUUCAGAAGACUCAAAGGAUGUUGAGGACUUGGUGAACUGUCACUAGAUUAUUGAGGAGCCACAUUGUGACUACACCGUCUCCAAAGAAAGGAGCCAUCCCAAGAGUUUUGGUUUGCCAUUCCUCUGGCUUGUGCGUAGCUGCCGUGCUUAAGCCAUGCACAUUGUUGCUGCUGUCACUUUUACCUCCUUUUAAGUAGAUCAUCUGAGGUCCAAUUUUAUAACAAUGUGUUAUGAUGGAGGACAGGAAGUGUGAAUUGCCCAGACUUGUUAAGUUUUGUGUCAAGAGGGGGUUGCAGUCACUGCAGCUACUUACAUCACCAAAGCGUAACUACUCUGGUUUAAGUAUUAGCAGUAAUACUCAUCUCCACAGUUAGACACCGAGCUCUGUCCUCACUCAAGCUGCUCUGGUUAUAAUCCAGGUUAUAUUAGCCACAUGGUCCAGUUUAUAUUAGCAGUGAUGACAUGACCAGCAUCCAAAUGCAACAUCAUGGGAGUUGGAUGCGAUGGUUAACCCAUUGCUGGCAGUGGGAGCUGACUGAGGCAGGGUAAAGAGCAAAGCAUUACAGAGUCAAGAAAAUUCACUACAGGUCUUUGAUUUUUAACUUUUAAAGGGAAUGUGGUUAAGGUGGUAACAACGCACUGGUAACAAAGCGUUAUCAACCCUCAUCAGAAACCAGUCAUUAGUUUACAGUUAGCACUUGGAAGUGAAAUUAAAUGAGGGGAAAGGUAACAUUGCCUGUAUCUGAUAACCAUGACUUUUUAUUACACGUUUUACUAUAUAAAUUGCCCAGAAGAUAGUUGAGGGGUAUUAGAGUAUGCUGGUCACUUAGUGCAUUACCUGGUGGGGGUACAGUAUAGCUUCUCCCUCAGGCACUUUUAAAAAACAAAGUUUGCUUCUGUAUCAAAAGAAAACAAAUCAAGAGUCAUUCCUAAGGUAAACCCGAAACUAGCCUGUAGGGCUUUAAUGAUAUGAUCCUUAUAGAAAAGUCCAAAAAAAAAAAAAAAAAAAGGAAACUUGUAUAAAUUAUUUUAUUUAUUAUUGUAAUUAGAUCUUCACAAUCAAAGUUGUCUUUUCACCAUCUGUUUAUUAAUGUGAAACUAUAGUAAUAAGCAAAAGUUGGUUGCCUAGGGAACAAUAAUUGUAUAUUCAGUUUAACAGAAAUAAAAGAGUAUUUGUCUUAAAAUGCAAGAUUUUGAGCCAUGCAAUUAAAUUGU